Lactuca saligna is the source of this 462-nucleotide messenger RNA. The record is from the annotation of a GenBank genome assembly. Lineage: Eukaryota; Viridiplantae; Streptophyta; Magnoliopsida; Asterales; Asteraceae.
AUGACUAAAAAAUCAAGUGAGUUCCCUUACUUAGGAGAAGGGUGUAUAGAGAGUGAGUUGUCCAGGUGCCAACGUCAACUGGCCCGUGCUCGGGUUGAUGGCGCCGUUGCCCGAGGCAGUUUGAAAUGGAUGUUGGAAAAAGGGGUGGUUCACGUAAUUGAUAAAGUUAUCAAGAGCAUGGAGUUUGCCAGUGGGAUCCAGGGUAUUCACAAUGCUUUUGAGGCCCUUGUAUUUGAAAAGGGGAAACAACUGGGUGGUUGUUCAACAAUUUCCGGUGAAUCUGAAGCUCCGGAACCUGGCUGUGGCGUAAGAAGAACCGAAGAGGUGGAUACUGCUCUUUCGUCUCUUGCUGAGACGGAUUUUGUGGGUCUCUUUCACCCGGGGGAGUUGGAUUAUGAUAGCUUCCGACAGUUUUUUCAUAGACCGGGUCCGGGAAGCUCUUCCUCGGACUUCGAAGACUAA